Messenger RNA from Plectropomus leopardus (leopard coralgrouper), 2665 nucleotides. RefSeq names its product ring finger protein 115a (gene rnf115a). The record is from RefSeq and is a predicted model, not a curated record. Gene Ontology annotation, cellular component: nucleus. Lineage: Eukaryota; Metazoa; Chordata; Actinopteri; Perciformes; Serranidae. Gene Ontology annotation, molecular function: ubiquitin protein ligase activity. Gene Ontology annotation, biological process: ubiquitin-dependent protein catabolic process.
GAGGAGAGUUUCUACACAGAAGCAGUCUCCUCUUUCAAGCAUGCCACAGACAAGAGGACCGCGGACUGAACACAUGCAGCUUCUGGUUGACAACAUGAACACUUCCGCCGCUCGGUGCCGCGGUGCACGCCGGGCUGGAGGCGGACAGCUGGCUCCGGUUUGUGGAGGACCGACGUCAGUGUUUGUGCUGCUCGGGGGGAAGAUGGCGGAGGCUGCGGCUGUUCCACCGCAUCGGUUUUUCUGUCACUGUUGUAAGGGAGAAGUGAACCCCAAACUCCCGGAGUAUAUCUGUCCAAGAUGUGACUCGGGGUUCAUAGAGGAAGUAACAGAAGACUCCAGUCUCCUAGAGGGUGGCGCUAACGGGAUAGAUGACACAGCCGCACAAUUUGCAGAGCUAUGGCACCUGUUGUUACUGGAGCGGCCAUUUACAACAGACGCCGACACACCUGACUCAGAACCUCGGCUCCCUGGAGGGCGCCCGCGGGGUCUCAGUGACCUGGGGGGGUUGGGAGGGGGACCAAUCGGUGGGUCAGUCCCAGCAGGUCUAGGGGGACCCAUGGGGGGUCUACUAGGAGCUGGGGACCACUGGGGAUCAGGACGUCCCACUCACCUGCACAGCCAGAGGAGAUAUCGCUCUCGAGGCAGCAGUAGACCAGACCGUUCACCUGCUGUGGAAGGGAUUGUACAACAGUUUCUCGCCGGCCUCUUUGCCAGCUCUGGAGUGCCUGGCUCACCUCCCCUCUCAUGGACGGGGAUGCUGCACUCUAACCCAGGGGAUUACGCCUGGGGACAGGGAGGGUUAGACGCUGUGAUAACACAGUUACUAGGUCAGCUGGAGAACACAGGACCUCCUCCAGCAGAGAAAGAAAAGAUCUCUUCUCUCCCAACUGUCAACAUCUCUCAGGAACAAGCAGACUGCUGUAUGGAAUGUCCGGUGUGCAAAGAGGACUUCGCAGUGGGAGAGCCAGUCAGACAGCUACCCUGUAACCACUUCUUUCAUUCAGACUGUAUAGUACCAUGGCUGGAAAUGCAUGACACGUGUCCAGUGUGUAGGAAGAGUUUGAACGGAGAAGACAGCAGCAGUCAGCCCCCGUCAGAGUCCCCCACCCUCUCCAUGGACCCCCGCACACAGGAGAGAUGGUCCUUCUGAGACACCCACCUGUCUCAUCCCUCAGUUCUCCUCGCCUACAUCAUCCAACAGCACACGGAGAAGGCGAAGCGCUUCUCACUUUCCCUCUUUUCAUUUCUGUUGCAGUCAUAAUCAUCUCAGCCUGAUAUUUUUUUUGUACUUUUAUUUUCUAUUUUAAUGCCUUUCUCCUCAACCAUGUAUACAGAUAGCCGUACAGACGUCUUAACAGUUGCUCAAGGUCUUCUCAGUCUUUUUUUUUUUGCCUCAUAACAAACCAGCAUAGAUUGAUGAUGAUCAAGCCCUCGUCUUCUCGAACUACAAGCAAACUCCUUUUCCAUCUUUCUUAAAAUGCACUGCUGCAAAUACACUAUUGUGGGGAAAUGCCAGACUUUAUAUCAUUAACCAUGCCCUCUUUACUUAUCUGAAAAUUUACUAAAUCCUGCAACUGAGCCCUGUACAACAUAUGGGAAUAAAGUAGGGGUUACUCUGACUCUUACAGGGUGUGGAGGUAACAAUGAACACCUGCAGCCCUGCAAUAAAUGUUUUGUUUAUGAAGGGAUUACUUUUUGUUGAGAUUUUGUCAGACAAGAUCAUGAUCAAACUCUUGUUAUUUAUUCUGGUGUUUUAUUGGAUUGCAAUGUUAAAGUGUUCAUAUUCUUGCAUCCACACUCUGUAGUGCGCUUCAAUAAAAAAAACAGAGUAUUUUAUCAGAAUCAUGUUGCUGCUGUUAAACAGCCACAAAUGGAAGCUGUGACAUCAAACCAACACCCAUAAAGAAAAAAACAAUAAUACCAGCAAGGGAAUGAAAUAAAAAAAAAAAAAAUACAGAGCUCGUCCCAUAAUCUUAUAUUUUAGAUUGAAACAUACCCCUCUUGGUGUAUAUAUUAUAAACAGAAGGCAUCCCUCUGUCAUUUUAUUCCAGUUUAUGACCAUCUUUUGUUUCACAUUUUUUAUCACUUUUUUGAUGUAAAUAAUUUUAGUCAACAACUUAUGGUUUGCAAAGGAAAAAAAAAGAGAAUGGAGACACAAAUGUGAAAUACCAGGUUAUCAAACUGUAUAUUAUAUAUGAAAAAAUGUCUAUGAUGUAUUAAUAAAUUGACAAAAAAAAUGGCAUGGUUGAAUUUUCAUUUUUCCCAACCUGAUUCUAAGUGUUAUUUUAUACACUAUACUCUUUUGUAUUCUAUACUUAAUACUGUCUGCACCAAAGAUAAUUAAAACGUGGGAUAUUUUAAAACGCUUUAUUUAAAAUGAAAUAGCAACAGCAAGGCAUUAACAAUUUCUGUACAUUAAGUUAUUUCUUAAGAGAUGGUGAGGACACUUAAAGCAUUGUAUUAGGUGGAAAUCAAGGCAUCAGUUACGCUUCGGCACGGGUCAUUCUGGUAAAGUGAUACAUUCAUUUAUUUUAGUGCCAUUACUGAUAACUGGCGCAUAAAAUAAAUUAGGCUUCUGGAUGAAAAUCAAAGAGUUGAGGUUAUUCUUGUUUGCUGAGGUUAAUUCAAGUGAUUACUGAUAUCACUAAAGCAGUGCACAAUAAAU